GCGACAAGUGCUAAACCGUUGUAGAAAUGGAUCAUCAUCAUCACCACCAUCACAGCACUCCCCUGCACUGGGGCUACUCGACAGUCAGUGGAGGCGGAGGUGGGGGCGUCAGUGGCGGCGUCGUGCCGGUUGCCAGCUCCACCCCCAACAGUCAGCACAACACGUGGACACCGCCGUCCUCCAAGGGAACGAAACGGACGCUGUCGGAGUCGUUGUCCGACGAUGACCUGUACUCGGAGGAGUCGUCCAAGGAACACACCUCACCUGGCGAAUCGGACAGCUGUCAACUGCUGAGUCGGAAGCGACGUCGCGGAGUCAUCGAAAAGAAGCGCCGAGAUCGGAUCAACUCGUCGCUGUCGGAACUGAAACGGCUGGUCCCAAGUGCCUACGAAAAGCAGGGUUCGGCCAAGCUGGAAAAGGCCGAAAUCCUACAGCUGACCGUCGAUCACCUGAAGCAACUGCACUCACGAGGAUUAGACGAAGCCAGCUAUGAUCCACAACGUUUCGCAAUGGACUACCACAUCAUCGGGUUCCGGGAGUGCGUUGCCGAGGUUGCCCGUUAUCUAGUCUCCAUUGAAGGGAUGGACGUUCAGGAUCCCCUCCGAUUGCGUCUGAUGUCCCACCUACAGUGUUUCCUCACGCAACGGGAACUAUCGUCCAAAGCGAACGCUAGUCCAGCCUGGUCCCACAGUAGUUCGUACCAACCGGCUUACCCACCACACUCGUCGACUUACUACCACCAGAACUACGCACCGCAGAGUGCGUCUUCGUCUGCACCGUACAUUCCACAGGUUGCCACCAUCCCGACACACGACCAGACGAAUCUGUCGCAUGCAACGGCACUGCAAACGGCCCAUCAGGUGCCACCGCACACGCUCCAUCCGUCAGCCUAUGCAACAAGUGCCACAGGCAGUGCACACGAUCUGUACACGAGUCAGCACGAUGCCAGCUCCGCUAACCAUCAACAGCAAUCACAACAGUCGCAACAGCAGCAAUCCCAAUCGGCGGAGCAAAAUAAUCCUACCUACACCGACAUCUCCAAUCUGCAUCCCAACCGUGGUGGCUAUGGCAACAACGCCGCCGGUUACGCCGUUAGCACCUCCACCCACGGGUACACCUCCACUUCCAACAACUACAACAGCAACUCCUCCAAACCGUACCGCCCAUGGGGUGCCGAGAUGGCUUGCUAGAUUAACCCGUACACCAACCAACCAAAAAAUUUCCCAUACCGGGAAUCGAACCCGGGCCUUCUGGGUGAAAGCCAGAUAUCCUAGCCACUAGACCAUAUGGGAUGGGAU
This is a messenger RNA of Ochlerotatus camptorhynchus, 1298 nucleotides long. RefSeq names its product Hairy/E(spl)-related with YRPW motif (gene Hey). Gene Ontology annotation, biological process: anterior/posterior pattern specification; regulation of neurogenesis; regulation of transcription by RNA polymerase II. Bases 27 to 1190 code for a protein of 387 amino acids. NCBI's taxonomy places the organism in Eukaryota, Metazoa, Arthropoda, Insecta, Diptera, Culicidae. Gene Ontology annotation, cellular component: nucleus. Gene Ontology annotation, molecular function: DNA-binding transcription factor activity, RNA polymerase II-specific; protein dimerization activity; RNA polymerase II cis-regulatory region sequence-specific DNA binding. The record is from RefSeq and is a predicted model, not a curated record. The transcript is spliced from 3 exons.